AUGGAUAACAAGAAGAAUAAUAAUAAUAAUAAUAAUAAUAAUAAUAAUAAUAAUAAUAAUAAUAAUAAUAAUAAUAAUAAUAGUAGUAAUAUUAAUAAAGAUAACAUCAGUAAUAAUAAUAGCAAUAAAGAUAAUUAUCUUCAAACACAUAUCGAUAGUUUAUGGAUAAAGAUUAAAAGUUCAUCUCAUGAAAUUGAAUCACUCUCACAAAACAUAGACACAAUCAGCAAUCACUUUCAACAACUUCAUCAAUAUUUAAUUGUCGAAGAACAUAAACUAAAGAAACCAAUCAUUAAUGUUAUCGAUAAAUUAAGAGAUGAAAUCAAUCAACAUCUUGAUCAAUUGAAUCGAUUAUCAACAUUUAGUUUAGAAUAUAUUGGCAAUGAUGAUGAUAUUACAGUUCAAUAUUCAAUAGAAUCAAUGAUUAAAAGUAUUCAAUCAUCACAAACAAUCAUUGAAUUUAUCGAUAAUAACAAUAAAACUAUCUUUAAUCAACAUAAUAACAAUAAUAAUAUGAUAAACUAUUAUAAAGAUAAUAUUGAUAAUAUAGAUUCAAUCAUUUUAUUGUUAAUUAAUUAUCACAAUCAUAAAUUUCAAUCAAAGUUAAACAACAUUUCAAACAUCGAAAUUAAAUUUAACAAAUCGAUAUGA
Molecule: messenger RNA, 651 nt
Organism: Heterostelium album PN500
Lineage: Eukaryota; Evosea; Eumycetozoa; Acytosteliales; Acytosteliaceae
Exons: 3
Coding region: 1-651 (216 amino acids)
Source: RefSeq, a predicted model, not a curated record